This is a messenger RNA of Mesoplodon densirostris (Blainville's beaked whale), 723 nucleotides long. It is a transcript of the gene ZG16B, whose product is annotated as zymogen granule protein 16B. Lineage: Eukaryota; Metazoa; Chordata; Mammalia; Artiodactyla; Ziphiidae. The record is from RefSeq and is a predicted model, not a curated record.
AUGCUGCUGUGGCUGACCCUCACCCUCCUGUGGAGCUCCACCUGCUGGGCAGGGAAGACAUACGGGCCCGGAGGAGGAUGGCAUUUCAGUACCUUUAAAGACUAUGAAAAUGAAAUCACUGGGAUUCGAGUGUUUAUAGGUGCUCUCGGCAUAUUUAAGAGUAUCCAGGUGAGGUUUGGAUCCUCCUGGAGUGAAAAAUAUGGAGUCUCAGGUGCGAAGCCCCAGGAAUGCCUCCCGCUGCCAGGUUAACACAUUAUAGGAAUCUAUGGCUCCUAUAAGCUUUUCCUCCAGCACCUGGUCAUAUACACCAACUUUGAGUGCUGGAGAGGAAGCACUUCCACAUCUGGAGAGGAAGGUGGCAGGACCUUUUUUGACUCCCCGGGUAACAGUAAGGAGGUGCUCACUGGACUCUUUGGGCAUUACGGGCUCCUGGGCAUUUCCAGUAUCGGCUUUGAGUGGGAUUAUCCUCUACCGGCCUUCUGUUCCGUGCAGUUGCUUCUGUGUCUCCAACCCCUUGGGGGUCACCUAGGGCAGAACCUGCCUGAUUUCUUCCUCCUCACGGGGCGCCAGGCCACCAUCGGGUACCGCGCGGGCCUGCGGUUCAGCGCCCACCCUCCCGCCUCCCGGCGGCCACUCCCGUCCGCCAACGGCCAGCACCUGCUCCACUGCCUUUCGGGAAUCGGCUUCAAGUGGGGAUUUGGCCCCGAGAAGCCGUCCGCCUAG